Molecule: messenger RNA, 1320 nt
Organism: Cladophialophora carrionii CBS 160.54
Lineage: Eukaryota; Fungi; Ascomycota; Eurotiomycetes; Chaetothyriales; Herpotrichiellaceae
Exons: 2
Coding region: 1-1320 (439 amino acids)
Source: RefSeq, a predicted model, not a curated record
AUGGCCACAGCAGUUGGUACGCGGACAGCACCGGCGCUCCUCACUCGUUCCUUUACCAUCACUCCUUCUCAUAUGAACCACCACCUGCACCGAAAUAUCCGCCGAAGUCUCGAUCCUUACAAGUUCCCGGUCAGAGCCGUGCACUCCACGCCCCGACGUGUUUCCGCCCAUGCCUCGAAUGCGCCGUCUAAUUCUGCGAUUCCUCACAUAUCGCUACAUAUUGCGGCUUCCUCGAGCGGGAAAGGGCGAAAGUACCGCCCCGAACUAAGCACAUAUGAGUACAUUCCCAGCAACGAGGAUGGGCUGGGUCUGCAACGGGGAUCGACGCUCGACGAGAAGAGAGCACGACGUCCGGAUAGCGGCCAGGACGCAUAUUUCGUUGCGCGCGUGGGGUUUGACUCUGAGACCACCGCGUUUGCAAUCGCGGACGGCGUGGGCGGGUGGAGCGAGCAUGGCAUUGACCCGGCGGACUUCUCGCACGGCCUGUGCAGCUACAUGGCGGAGACGGCACUUUCAUGGUCGGGGGAUGAACGCCUUGGUCCGAAACAGCUGCUUGAGAUAGGCUAUGAGAAGACAAUCCGCGACCCGGCGAUCAAGGCUGGCGGAACCACUGCAUGCGUCGCAGUGACAGAUGGCAACGGCCGCAUGCGAAUCGCCAAUCUAGGUGACUCGGGCUUCCUGCAACUCCGCCUAGGCACCGUUCACCACUAUUCCAACCCGCAAACGCACGCCUUCAACACCCCGUAUCAGAUGUCCCUCACGCCGCCGGAGAUUCUCGCCCAAGCGAUGGUCUUUGGCGGGUUACCUCUGAACGACAAGCCUGACCGCGCCGACCUGGCCGACCACAUGCUCCGACACGGCGAUGUGCUUGUUCUGGCGACGGACGGCGUCUGGGAUAAUCUGAACUCCCAGGACAUUUUGUCCAUCGUAUCGCACCAUAUGCGCGCGACUGGCGCGUGGCUCAGAUCCGAAGAUCAAGGCUAUGUGAUCUCGCCUGUCCUUGCUGAACUCGUCGACCUGGAUUUGGCGCCUCAGAAACACAAAUUGAGCAUAUCCGACUCGGUGGACGUCACGACGCAGCGGCCCCCCCUUGCCACCGGAUCCUUGCAAAGUGUCCUGGCGGCAGCUAUUGUCGGAGAAGCAAAAGCCGCCAGCUUGUCCAGCAAAAGAGACGGCCCCUUUGCCAAGGAGAUGCAGAAGCAGUUCCCCUAUGAUCCGUGGCAUGGUGGGAAAGUGGACGACAUUUCCGUGCUGGUCAUCGUCGCUGUUGAUCAGAACAAGUCCAAGCCAGAGACCAAGCCACUGAAGGCGAAGUUGUGA